Molecule: messenger RNA, 1301 nt
Organism: Drosophila ficusphila
Lineage: Eukaryota; Metazoa; Arthropoda; Insecta; Diptera; Drosophilidae
Gene: Oli
Product: class E basic helix-loop-helix protein 22
Exons: 3
Coding region: 325-1023 (232 amino acids)
Molecular function (GO): protein dimerization activity
Source: RefSeq, a predicted model, not a curated record
CACCAAGCGGCGACGGUGGCGUCGGUGGCAAAAAAAUUUAUAAUCGACACAGACGCCGGCGAGUCGGAGAGAGACGGGGCUAGUGAGAGAAGGAGAGAGAGCGAGGAGUGAAAAAUCGGAAAAUCGUUAUGCGACUACUAUAACCCACCACAAAAUCGCGGUCGGCUCUGUUGUUGCCGGGCACCUCACACUCGCGCAUCGAAUCCGAUUGCGAUUCAGGAUCUGAAUCAGAAUCAGAAUCCACUGUCACAGCAGCCGCAUUUUAAUUUUUUUCCUGGUUUGUGAGCUGGAAAUACUCAAAAAAAAAAAAAAAAUUAACCAGAAAUGGACCCCUCGAACCUGGCUUUUGGUUUUCCCGGUCUUCCCAACCAUGGACAUAUGCCGAUACCACCCACCGCCAAUAUGCUGGGCGCCCAGCAUCCAGCACCCGCCGCCAGUCCACCGCAGAGCGUCCCCGGCCGUCGAACUCCACUUGGAUCGGUGGGUCUGGGUGGCUUCUAUGCCCAGGGAAUGGGAAUGCCGCAACAGCCACCGACGGAUGAGAACAAACCAGGACCCAGUGCUCCGGAAAAACCACUAAGUCCCACGGCAGCUGCUAUUGCAGCCAUUGCAAUUAGCGGUGGUACCACCACGGUGGCUGUGUCCAGUGGUGCAGCCGGUGGCAGUGGUUCAAACAGCGGCAAGCAGAAAAAUCGCCAAGGAAAAACUGUGAGGUUGAAUAUAAAUGCCAGGGAAAGACGAAGGAUGCACGAUUUAAAUGAUGCUCUGGAUGAACUGAGGAGUGUGAUUCCCUAUGCUCAUUCACCAUCUGUGAGGAAGCUGUCGAAAAUAGCCACCUUGCUGUUGGCCAAGAACUAUAUUCUUAUGCAGCAAAAUGCAUUGGAGGAAUUAAGGAGACUUCUGGCUUAUAUACAAAGCACCACGGGAGCUGCACCACUGGAUUUGGGUGCCUUCCCAGCGGCUGCCAAAUUGCAGGCCCUUCUCCAAGGACCUCACAACGAACCGCCCUCCAGCAGCAGUUAAAUAAGAGUCUGAGACACCAAAAAAAAAAUAUAAAAAAUGGUUCUCCUGAUAAGCAAUCCAUAAACAAGCAAUAUUUUUAAGUCAAUUGGAAAAACGCCAAAAUGUUGUGUACUAGUCAGACGAAAGGAGGUUGAAAAGGAGCCUCUUAUCAGAGCAGCCAAGUGAAAAUCUGUUAAGUGAUAUUUAUUUUUGUCAUAAGCAUUUCUUAUUUGUGCAUUUGCAUGAUGUCAACCAGUAUGUGUAAGAUGAAUAUUACCAAAUAAAGUAUUAUUAAACUA